Molecule: messenger RNA, 792 nt
Organism: Rhizophagus irregularis DAOM 181602=DAOM 197198
Lineage: Eukaryota; Fungi; Glomeromycota; Glomeromycetes; Glomerales; Glomeraceae
Product: 40S ribosomal protein uS4
Biological process (GO): ribosomal small subunit biogenesis; translation
Cellular component (GO): cytosolic small ribosomal subunit
Molecular function (GO): rRNA binding; structural constituent of ribosome
Source: RefSeq, a predicted model, not a curated record
UUUUUUUCAGACGGGUAUAUCCUAGAUUCUUCAAAACUUAUUAAUAAUGCCUGGAGCCGCAAGGAAUUGCUCAAAAACGUACAAGGUUCCUCGUCGUCCUUUCGAAAAAGAACGAAUUGAUCAAGAACUUCGACUAAUCGGUGAAUAUGGUCUUCGGAACAAACGUGAAAUUUGGCGUGUAGCAUACACACUUUCAAACAUUCGUCGUGCUGCUCGUGAAUUAUUAACAUUAGAUGAUAAGGACCCUCGUCGUUUAUUUGAAGGAAAUGCCUUGAUUAGAAGACUAGUCAGGAUUGGAGUAUUGGAUGAAACUAAGAUGAAACUUGAUUAUGUUUUGGCUUUGAAAAUAGAAGAUUUUUUGGAAAGAAGAUUACAAACUCAAGUUUUUAAAUUGGGUUUAGCUAAAUCAAUUCAUCAUGCUCGUGUUCUAAUCAGACAACGCCAUAUUCGUGUUGGUAAGCAAAUAGUCAAUAUUCCAAGUUUUAUUGUUCGCCUCGACUCUCAGAAACAUAUCGAUUUUGCCCUCACUUCGCCUUAUGGUGGUGGACGUCCUGGUCGUGUAAAGAGGAAACGUCAACGCUCCGCUAUUAAGGGUAAAGAGGAAGAGGAAGACGAAUAAACGCAAACUUUGUAAUUGAUUGACUUUUGGAGGCAAUUGGUUAUAUAAAGUUUAUAAAAUAUGUAACUUAAAUAAUAAUAUAUCGUUUUGCAAAAAAAAUUUUUAAUUUCUAUAAUCUAAAGUCUCACAGCCAAUUGAUAUAAAAUAAAAUUACAAAGACUAAGUUUCCAUCG